CGCUGUUGUGAUUGGUUGCACGUCGUGCGCAGGGGUUGGUCUUCCGUGUGUACAUGCACCAACGUUAAGUGGCUUUAGGGUGAAACGUCAUCGAAAGCGACGCUGACUUUUGGCCUCAACAGAAGUCAAGGUGAUCCUUCUCCAGGAAAUGUGGAGUGUGGCCAGGCUGGCAGCAGUGGCUUUCCCUAUGGGUUUGCUUCUUUCCAGGACCAUGGCAUGGAUAUCUAGUGGCAAAACACAUUCCCAACUUAUAAGCCGUUUGCGAGAGCACGGAGUCAUCCGUAGUGAUCGAGUGUUCGAGGCCAUGCUUGCCACUGAUCGGGGCAUCUAUUCCAGAGACAACCCAUAUGAUGAUUCUCCUCAGUCAAUAGGGUACAAGGCCACCAUCAGUGCUCCUCACAUGCAUGCACAUGCUCUGGAGGUUCUCAGUGAUAAGUUAACUGAUGGAGCUUCAGCCCUGGAUGUUGGUUCAGGGAGCGGCUAUCUCACGGCCUGCUUUGCAAGAAUGGUAGGUCCUACUGGCAAAGUUGUGGGAAUUGAGCACAUAGAAGAUCUAGUGCGAACCUCGGUGAAAAAUGUCCAAGCUGAUGACCCAGAGCUCUUAACUUCUGGACGGAUCAAGCUAGUGGUGGGUGAUGGACGCUUAGGUUUUCCAGAUGGAGCACCAUAUGAUGCCAUUCAUGUAGGGGCAGCAGCACCUACAAUCCCCAAAGCGCUUCUCGAGCAGCUAAAACCAGGUGGAAGACUGGUGCUGCCUGUUGGUCCAGAAGGUGGAAGCCAGGUUCUGGAGCAAUAUGAUCGCCAGAGUGAUGGUACCUUUGUCAAAAAGGCACUCAUGGGGGUGGUGUAUGUACCACUUACUGACAGACGUUACCAGUGGCCAGGCGGUGAGCUCUGAUUGCGGUGUGGUUACUCCUGCAGGAGGUGGUUCAGGUGUUGUGGUGCAGAGAACACUUAAAACAGAGCACGAGGCCCUCGCUUCAGCUGUGUAUUACUGUCCUGCCUGCCAGCUCUGUCCAGCCUCUUCACUUCUCUUCUGCUAUAAUAACAAAACACAGCUUUUUUUAUUAUUAUUAUUAUUAUUCAGCCAUUACAGGAUGUCAGUCAAAUUGUUAUUUAGUGCUUGUCUUUCCCACAUUCUUACUUAAAUGGGGUUUAAACAAUUAUUGUUUUUCUUAACACCCCUUAUGCCUUGUUUGUAAAACACUAUGUAAAAUAUUUCCUAACUGAAGUCCAAGCAGUGACGAGUUAAAUCAUUAAGAUAAUUAUUCAGACUGCAGUGCUGUGUAACUGCUCAAAAUAAUACUUAAAUCAUGGAUUAUGUAAAUUAAUUUAUUAAUAAAUAAGCUUAUGUUGGUA
Hemibagrus wyckioides is the source of this 1359-nucleotide messenger RNA. RefSeq names its product l-isoaspartyl protein carboxyl methyltransferase, like (gene pcmtl). Gene Ontology annotation, biological process: protein modification process. The record is from RefSeq and is a predicted model, not a curated record. Gene Ontology annotation, cellular component: cytoplasm. The transcript has 10 exons. Bases 149 to 898 code for a protein of 249 amino acids. Gene Ontology annotation, molecular function: protein-L-isoaspartate (D-aspartate) O-methyltransferase activity. NCBI's taxonomy places the organism in Eukaryota, Metazoa, Chordata, Actinopteri, Siluriformes, Bagridae.